This is a messenger RNA of Triplophysa rosa, 3597 nucleotides long. RefSeq names its product sodium channel and clathrin linker 1 (gene sclt1). Lineage: Eukaryota; Metazoa; Chordata; Actinopteri; Cypriniformes; Nemacheilidae. The record is from RefSeq and is a predicted model, not a curated record. The transcript is spliced from 22 exons. Bases 340 to 2391 code for a protein of 683 amino acids. Gene Ontology annotation, biological process: clustering of voltage-gated sodium channels; cilium assembly. Gene Ontology annotation, cellular component: centriole.
AAUCUGAUUGGUUUAGAGGUUCUUCAAACCACAAGGCGGAAGGAUUUGCAGAAGUACAGUAUUUUUUUAUUAUUUGAUUUGAUUCACGAUUCUUCAAUGUUUUUACAUAUCAAGCGGUGCAAUACUAAACAUUUAUGAUACGCGUUAAUUGUCAUAAUGAAGCAAAUGUAAAUAUGUGCAUCCGUUAGGAUGUUUUGUGUAUGCACUUAAAAUCGCCCCCUGGUUACCGGUGAAGCUUGAUGCUUUGCUGAGAUUUCACACCAGUGCCAAAUUCGCUUGUUUUUGUUUCAUCUCUUCAAGAGGAUCCAGCACACCAAUGAACUUUCAUAAUAUUGCAAAAUGACAACAGAGGUCGAGUUUCUUAGAGACCAAGUGAACCGUUUAAACUCCUUCCUGGGUCGAUAUCAGGAUGAGUUUCCUCCUCCUUCCUCGGUGUCACAGGCUGAAGAUGUCGUUCUGGAGUCUGCAGCCCCCUGGCUGUCAGACAGAGGUCUAAUGGCUCCUCUAAUAGAAGAGUAUGACAGACAUAUACAACAGAUGGAGAUGCAGCUAAAGUUCUAUCAGAGGCAAAUGACAGACGUCAAAGCCAGUCUGGAGCAGGUGGUAAAAGAGAACGAGAGGCUUCAUGCAGAGCAGAGACUGUCCAUUGAGAAGCAGCUGCAGUCUUUCUCCACUGGAACAGAAGGAGGUGCGGCAGCUGACACAAUCGCCAUCAGCAACCUGGAGGAGCAGGUCAAGUGCGCCGUGGAGGAAAAGGAACAGGCACUGAAGAUGUGGCAAGCGGCUGCGCAGGAGUUAGAUCGACUGCAGAAUGAAUACCAGAGCACUGUGAGUGACAGACAGAUAUACGCAGUCGAACGACAACACAUGCAGAAUCAGCUGGCACAGGUUCAACAACACGCCCAAAAACUCCAGCUGACCAAUCAGAAGCUGGAAUCGACAAAUCAGCAGUUCCUGAAGACCGUGGCGGAACAGAGCAGCGAACUGGAAGAAUUACGUAGCCAACUCAGACAAGCCAAGCUGGAGCAGAGAUCAGCCGCAGCUAAAGUGGAAGAGAUGACCAAACUCAUCCAGAACGUCCAGGAUCAAAUGCAGAGGAAGGAAGAAGACGCAGCGGAAGCUCAAGGCAGAGAAGAAACAUCCGACCGAAGACUACAGCAAAUGCAGACUGCACUGACCCAGCUGGAGGCCAGGCUUAAAGCUGCGACACAGGAUUCUGAGUCGGUACGCAGGAAACAGACAGAGUGGGAGAGGCAGGUGGGAGAACUGCAGGGUCGCUGUGCCUCUCUAGAGGAGGAGAAAUUCGAGGCACUCAGUCGCCUCCGGAGCUCCAUCCAGCUAGCCGAGGAGGCCUCACUUCAGAAAGAGCAGGCUCAGCUCAGAGAGAAGCAGAGAGCAGAAGAACUGGAGAAGAUGAAGGAGGCGAUGAAACGGCUCGUACAGGACGCUGCUGUGCGCACUAGGAAAGAGGUGGAUAAUGUCCGUAAGCAGUGCAAUGUUCAGAUUCAACACAUGGCUGAGGAGCUGUCUGCCCUGCAAUUGGAAUGUGCCGAUAAAGAGACGCAGAUUGAACGAGCCCAUCGGGAGAGAAAAGCCGUUGAGGAGGAGUUGGAAAAAUUGUAUAAAGAAGGCCGUGUUGGAGAGCUCGAGCUGAGGAAGUUGGAGGCGCUUCACCAGAGAUGUCUGAACGCCGAACGAUUGAAGGAUGAAGCGCAACUCACGCUCAACAGCACGAUAAACAAGAUGAAGAAGAUGGAGCUGGAGUAUUCGGAGGAGCUGUCGCGCUGUCAGGAGGAGGUGCGGAGGCUGCAGUCGGCCCUGACCAGCGUGAGACAGGAGAGCACGUCCAUCAGCGAGGAGAGAGUCGCGCUGCAGCAGGAGAACCAGAAGCUCCUCAGAGACAUGGAGGCGCUGCGGAAAGAGUGCUCGCUGGCUCAGAGACGUGCCAGACAGCAGGUAUCAUCGAUGCAACAGGAGCUGUGCGUGAAGGAGCAGGGUUUAGAGUCCAGGCUGCGGGAGAUGGAGGAGAGCAGUAAAAACUCCAGCGCUGGUUUGAGCAGACUGCUCCUCGCUCAACAGAAAACCAUCAGCCGGUAUAAAGAUGAGGUCAAGCAGCUCACGGAGGCAUUCCAGCAGAAGCUGAGCAGCCUAAGGUCAGAGUUAAACAGACAGAAGCAGCGUGCUCAGGAACUGGAGAUCCAGCUGGAAGCUGACCAUCAGAAGAUACUGGAGUACGAGAGGCAGGUUUCAGAGCACCAAGAGAAAAACACACGUCUACAAAGGCGUCUCACGCAGGCGGAGCAACGGGCAGCCAGCGCAUCACAGCAGCUGAGUGUGAUGUCACAGCGGAGAAAAGCGGUGUCCAUGAUGGAUCUCGAUACUUUGUCGUAGACCAAAACCACAACUUUGUCGUCUUUCAAGUGACAUAAAGAACAAGCUGUCUGAUAAGCUGUUUGUUUACUGAUACUUUAAGAUUCUGUGAGGUUAUCAUUUUGUUCAUUGUCAGACAGGUUUACUCACGAGUUUGUAACUGUUAAAUGAUUUUUCAUGAAUUUAUAGACGAGUUGUAUUGUUGCUCUGAAGACUUUUGAUGAGAUCACCACCAGCCAUCAAUAAAAAAUUAUUGCAUUAGGAGACAUUGUGAUACAUUUUAUACUGUUGACAAGUGUGUUGCCAAGAAUCAAGAAUUAAAUGCUCUGAAGACCUUCACAAUUUUUUUUUAAAUCAACACAAAAUGUGAAAAAAAUGCAACACAAAAUGUGUUAAAAAAUAACACAAAGGCCCAGUUUCACAGACAAGGCUUAAGGCUAGUCCCAGACUGAAUGCGUGUGACCUUGUCUUAACUGAAUAUAACAUGCCCAGAAAUGUCUUAAAAUAUAUCUUUGCCAUUGUUUUGUUUCGAGAUGCACACCAGUAAUGUAUUCAUCUAAGGCAUUUUUAUAAAAGCGACAUAAAUAUCUAAAUUCAACUAAGGCAUAGUCUUGGUUUAAGCUAAGCUGUGUCUGUGAAACCGGGCCAAAAUGUGUUAAAAAUAACAAAAAAUGUGUUAAAAAUAAUAACACAAAAUGUGUUAAAAAUAAUAAUAACACAAAAUGAGUUAAAAAGUAUUAACAUGAAAUGUGUUAAAAAUCAACACAAAAUGUGUCAAAAAAUAACUCAAACUGCUUUAAAAUGGUUUAAUAAUCAACACAAAAUGAGUAAAAAAAAAAAAAAUCACAAAAUGUGUAAAAAAAAUGGGUUAGGCGUUUUACAAAGUUUGUUUAAAAGUGUAAAACAGCUGCACUCUUAAAAUGGAUGUUAAUUUUAACACAUUGUUUUGUGUUAUUUAUUUAACACGUUACUUUCAACACACAUCGUGUUGAUUUCUAACACAAAUUGUGUUGAAAGUAACAUAAAUGUGUUGUCCCAAGAAAUAACACAUAUUGUGUUGUCCUCAACUGAACACAAAAUGUGUUGUUUUUAACAACUGUUUUUGUGUGUGAUGUUUGCAGUUUUGGUCAGAAUAAGAGUUACAUGUGUGAAUAAUUUCAUUUACUUUUAGCGUGAAAGUCACUUUUGCAUAUAAAAUGUAUUGAUUACUUUUUGUACCUUGGGGAC